AUGAGUGUAACACCACGUAAUAGCAAUAAGAAAUUCGCCGGACGACAGAAAACUUUUUUAUCAAAUCCGCCAAGUAGUCGAGCAUCAAUAAUUGCUGGAGCUAUCAAGCAUAAAUUUCAUCAUGAUUUUAACCAACGUCAAAAUUCUGGUCUAAGUACUCCAUUAUUGAAAGCAAAACUUGCUGGAUAUUCACAAGAAGAGUUAGAAGAAUAUCGUCAGGUGUUCAAUGUAUUUGAUACAGAUGGUAGUGGUGCAAUUGGUAUUGAUGAAUUGGAAAGUGCGAUGCGAAAUUUGGGUUUAGAACCACAAAAAAUGAGCUUGAGCAAAUAA
Loa loa (African eye worm) is the source of this 330-nucleotide messenger RNA. RefSeq lists its product as hypothetical. The transcript is spliced from 3 exons. Lineage: Eukaryota; Metazoa; Nematoda; Chromadorea; Rhabditida; Onchocercidae. The record is from RefSeq and is a predicted model, not a curated record. Gene Ontology annotation, molecular function: calcium ion binding. The coding region runs from base 1 to 330 and encodes 109 amino acids.